Messenger RNA from Thamnophis elegans (Western terrestrial garter snake), 2386 nucleotides. Its product is annotated as vomeronasal type-2 receptor 26-like. Gene Ontology annotation, cellular component: membrane. The record is from RefSeq and is a predicted model, not a curated record. NCBI's taxonomy places the organism in Eukaryota, Metazoa, Chordata, Lepidosauria, Squamata, Natricidae. The coding region runs from base 1 to 2292 and encodes 763 amino acids. The transcript is spliced from 5 exons. Gene Ontology annotation, biological process: G protein-coupled receptor signaling pathway. Gene Ontology annotation, molecular function: G protein-coupled receptor activity.
AUGCUGAUGCUGAUGCUGAUGCUCUUCUGGCUCCUGGCUCCAACUACACUGAAAAGGCUACGCACCAUAUGUGUCUGCAGGAGUUUUAUCGGCUUAGAUGAAAGCUACUAUAGGCCUGGUGAUCUCAUUAUUGGUGGGAAUUUGCCCUUGGGAAGCAUUUUAGAGUCUCCUGUCACAGACUUUAAUACACUCAAUCUUCUUUUCAAUAAUGCGUACAUCCACAGUUACUACCAGCAGUUCCUUGCAUUGAUGUUUGCUGUCUCUGAGGCCAAUAAGGAUUUUCUUCUGCUCCCCAACAUCACCCUUGGCUUCCACAUCUAUGGCCAUUACCAGAGGGAGAUAUAUAUUUCCUUAAACAGUCUCUCCAUGCUCUCCUCACGAGGCCAAGGGGUUCCAGGUUACAAAUGUGAUCAUCCGGACAUUCUGCUGUCGGUCAUUGGUGGUCUCAGUGCCAAAUCCUCACAACUGAUGGCCUCCAUCUUCAGCAUCUUUAAGGUCCCACAGUGGAACUGGGUUGGGCUUUUGGCCCCUGAAGAUGACAAUGGAGAACGUUUCAUUUCAACUCUGACGCCGAUGCUCCAGGAGAAGGAGAUCUGCCUGGCCUUCACUAUAAUGCUGAAACUAGAUGAUGUUCAAAUCACGAUGAAAAAGUUUGUUCUCAAUUUCCAUACCUGGUCUAAAGCAGAAGUGUUUAUUAUGUUUGGAGACUUCACUAUUACCAGUAAUGUAGUAAUGACGGUACAUUAUUUUGGAAAACUCAGAAAAGUGUCCUUAAUUAAAGUUUAUAUCUUCACUUCACAUUGGAAAAUUGGCGUGGAAGAAUCUGAAGAAACAUUGCAAUUUAUAAAGACUUUGCAUGGGGUCCUGCAUUUUAGGGACCAUUCUGGGGAUGUCUCUGAAUUCAGCAAGUUCCUCCUGUCUUUAGACCCCUUGAACCCCCAAGGAGACGUCUUUCUCCCUCAAUGGUGGGAAAGAGUCUUUGGCUGCAAGAUCCAUAAAUCAGGAAAGAUCCCUCCAAAGGGGGAAAAACAAUGUACAGGAAAGGAGAAUCUGCAGAAUAUGCCCAAUUACACUUUGGAAACAAGAAUGACAGGUGAAAGUUACAAUAUCUACAAUGCCAUUUAUGCUCUGGCACACGCUUUACAUGCAAUGCAUGGAUCCAGAGUCCGACCAAUGAGGCUUGGAAAGAGGAUCUCAGACAUCCAGUCAUGGCAGAUUCUUGCCUAUUUGAGGACCAUCCAGUUCAACAACAGUGCUGGAGAUGAAGUCUCCUUCUCAGAAGAUGGACUGGGAUCUGCUCGUUAUGAUCUUUUCAACUGGGUUCUCUUCCCCAAUAGAUCCUUUGUCCCCAUAAGAGUUGGGCAUGUAAAUCCUGAGGCUCCCCCAGGUCAGAAUUUCACCAUUAAAUCUGAUGGAAUCAUUUGGGCCACCAAGGACAAGGACCAAUGCAUUGCCAAGAAGGUCCACUUCCUUGCCUAUCAAGACACCCUGGGAUACAUCUUAGUUUUUCUUGCUCUUUUUCUCUCAGUGAUCACAUCUGCAGUUCUGGUGAUUUUCUAUAAACACCAUGACACACCAAUUGUCAAGGCCAACAACCGAGACCUCACUUACAUCCUCCUGGUCUCCCUAUUGCUUUGCUUCCUCUGUUCCUUCCUCUUCAUUGGUCAACCAGGGAAGGUCACCUGUCUCUUCCAACAAUCUGCCUUUGCAAUUCUCUUUUCCCUUGCAGUUUCCUCUGUGUUGGCAAAAACUGUCAUGGUGGUUCUGGCUUUCAUGGCCACCAAGCCAGGGAACAGGACAAGGAAACUCUUAGGAAAACCACUGACCAACUCCAUUGUCUUAGCUUGUCCCCUGAUUCAAGCAGUUCUUUGUGCCACCUGGCUGGGAACCUCUCCCCCUUUUCCUAACUUGGACUUCAACUCCCUAUUUGGAGAAAUCAUCUUGGAAUGCAAGGAAGGCUCAGCUUUAAUGUUCUACAUUGUCCUUGCCUACCUAGGUUUUUUGGCUUUCAUCAGUUUCACAGUGGCAUUUUUAGCUAGAAAAUUGCCUGACAGUUUUAAUGAAGCCAAAUUCAUUACUUUUAGCAUGCUGGUCUUUUGCAGUGUUUGGAUCACUUUCCUCCCCACCUACCUGAGCACCAAAGGGAAGUCCAUGGUGGCUGUGGAGAUCUUCUCCAUUUUGGCAUCUGGGGCUGCUCUCUUGGCUUGUAUCUUUUCCCCAAAAUGCUACAUUAUUCUACUGAGGCCGGAUCUAAAUUGUAGAGAAAAUAUAGUAAGGAACAAGAAUUUCUAACUAAUGCAACAAUUGGCCUCAUUUAUGUUUUUGAGGCAUAUUUAGAAUGUGAUAAAAUUUCUAAACUAUGAUAACAUGGAGGUAUGUGAGAAGG